AUGGCAGACAAUUUAUCUAAUGCAUACGACUCAGUUAGUCCGACGGAUGCUGCGCCAGUGGAUCUAUCGACAGAGCCCGUCUAUUGGUUCCAAGACACGGCAGAUGGUGUGCCUCGUUGUCAAAUGUGCAUACGAAAAGGACAUUCCGAAGAGGAGUGCCCUUCAAGAAUGUGCAGACAUUGCCGGGCGCCGAACGAGCACUUCUCAAGCGCGUGUCCAACGCGGAGGAGAUGUGCGAAAUGCCACCAAGCGGGCCAUGCCAAAGAUGAGUGUUCCACCACCUCAUCUAUCUCCGCCAAAGUUCUCCCAUGCGAUCUCUGCCAGCGUCAAGGCCACACCGAAGAGCAAUGCUCCCUCCUAUGGCGUACAUUCUUCCCUGAGAAUCUGAGCGACGUGAAGAAGGUCGGCCGCCUCAUAAUCAGCUGCUACUAUUGUGGCGCGUCAAGCCACUGGGGUGAUGAUUGU
This is a messenger RNA of Mytilinidion resinicola, 465 nucleotides long. RefSeq lists its product as uncharacterized. The transcript has a single exon. The record is from RefSeq and is a predicted model, not a curated record. NCBI's taxonomy places the organism in Eukaryota, Fungi, Ascomycota, Dothideomycetes, Mytilinidiales, Mytilinidiaceae. The annotation marks the transcript as partial. Gene Ontology annotation, molecular function: nucleic acid binding; zinc ion binding.